UGCUGACAGGCGGCGGGGCGAACAGGCGCUUGAGGCCCCGGGCACGUCACGGCGGGGGCGACGGCAACGGCGGCGACUUCCCGGCUCCCUCCCGCGCUCGCGGCACGCACGCGCACUGCGCCCAGCAUGAGGGUCGCAGCUCUGAUCAGUGGUGGGAAGGACAGCUGUUACAAUAUGAUGCAGUGCGUUGCUGCUGGGCAUCAGAUUGUUGCUUUAGCAAAUCUAAGACCUGCGGAAAACCAAGUGGGGUCAGAUGAACUGGAUAGCUACAUGUAUCAGACAGUGGGUCAUCAUGCCAUUGAUUUGUAUGCAGAAGCAAUGGCUCUUCCCCUCUAUCGCCGUACCAUAAGGGGAAAGAGCAUGGAUACGGGACCAGUGUACACCAAAUGUGAAGGUGAUGAGGUUGAAGAUCUCUAUGAGCUUUUGAAACUUGUUAAGGAAAAAGAAGAAGUAGAGGGAAUAUCAGUAGGUGCUAUACUCUCUGACUAUCAGCGUGUUCGAGUAGAAAAUGUGUGUAAAAGGCUUAAUCUCCAGCCUUUAACUUACCUUUGGCAGAGAAACCAGGAAGAUUUGCUCCAAGAGAUGAUAUCAUCUAACAUUCAAGCAAUCAUCAUAAAAGUAGCAGCUCUAGGUGAUGACUGCAGCCAUGAAAUUAAAAGAUGCUUGCUUCUUGGAAGAAAAGGUAUGACAAACCUAGACAGCAUAUUGAAAAGCAGAGACAUUACUUUGCUAACAAAGGUUCAUCUAGUCAAAGCUAUGGUUUUUCCAGUAGUCAUAAAUGGAUGGGAGAGUUGGACCAUAAAGAAAGCUAGGACCUGAAGAAUUGAUGCUUUUGAACUAUGGCAUUGGAGAAGACUCUUGAGAGUCCUUGGACUGCAAGGAGAUCCAACCAGUCCAUCCUAAAGGAAAUCAGUUCUGAAUAUUCAUUGGAGAGACUGAUGCUGAAGCUAAAGCUCCAGUACUUUGGCCACCUGAUGGGAAGAACUGACUCGUUGGAAAAGACCCUGAAGCUGGGAAAGAUCAAAGACAGGAGGAGAAGGAGACGAUAGAGGAUGUGAUUGUUGGAUGGCAUCACUGACUCAAUGGACAUGAGUUUGAGCAAUCUUCAGGAGUUGGUGAUGGACAGGAAGGCCUGGUGUACUGCAGUCCAUGGGGUCGCAAAGAAUGGACACAACUCAGUGAACUGGACUGAAUGGACUUCAUUUAAGGAAAUUGGAACACUGCUCUUGAGGGAGAUGGACUUACUAGAGAUACAAUGAAUUGAUGUUACUGAUAACACUUCUCUGGAGUUAUGCAAAGUACAUUUAUGGAAAACCUGUGACGGCCAGGAAGAGCUGUGUUUGGUAUAAUAUGCUAAUUGAUAAUCUCAUGAGAUUUACAUAUUGUGUACAAACCAUUUUUGUAAACUAUACAAAUGUCACUAAUGUACCAUGGUAAUAACACGUGUUGUGGCUUGAUUACUAUUUCCUCUACUGUGCUAGAUGUUCUGUAUGGAUUUUUGAUCCUGUCUUUUCGGUUCUAUAUUGGACCAAAAUACAUAAUAUUCCUGAAAGCUCUUCAUGAUGAAAAGAACUUACUAGUCCAAAUAUAGACACUAGAGGGAGCUCUUUUCCAGGAGACUGACUACAUCUAGAAAUGGCCCUGGAGGGACAACAGAGCUCUAAAUAACUGGACUAAUAAUAGAGUAUUUACUUUCAUGGAACAUUGUGUCAGUCAACAGUAUUGGAAUAGGGCCUAAAUACUUACCCAGAGGAGACUAUGGGAUAUUCGAAUCAUUAUGGAAAUUGCUGUGUUUAAAGAUCAACAAUCAGGAGUAUCAGAAACCAAGCUAAGGAUGCCAGUUAGCAUACUGCCAUUAUCAUAGAUUAUGGUAAGACAUUACUGAACAUGUGACCCUUAUGCUUGUUUUCUAAUGGCCCAAGUACCACAGAUCUAAAUGAAAUUUGCCUUUUCAUGGUGCAUUGGUGGAGAUUGGACAGAUAAAGGAAUAACACUGUUGACCUGAAGAGAGCAUGUUGCACAAUGACAUCUGGAAACCAAUGGCUGCUAAAACCUAUACUGUGAUGUCUGGGAUACAGGUAAAUCCUCAAACAAGAUGGAAUCCACAGUUUAAUUGAACAGUAAUAUCUCUGGUCACACCACCCUAGUCACAGUGAAAGUGAAUGUAUGCGAAAGAAAGUUGAUUUUGAUGGACAAGAAAUGAAGAAUGGUGCUUUAAUUCUAAUUGACUCUUUAUGUCCUCCUGUGCCAGAGCAUAUGUGUGACAGAUAUAUGUAUGACAGAUAUAUGUAUGACAGAGCAUAUGUAUGACAGAGUAUGACAGUGAAGGACAUGGAGAGUUGUUCUGAUGGUCCUUGAUCUCUGCUUGAUUUACUGUGUUGUUUGUUUACUUCUGUUCUUUAAAUUAUCAGUAAAAAUUGGUGCUGAAUAA
Messenger RNA from Dama dama (fallow deer), 2431 nucleotides. RefSeq names its product diphthamine biosynthesis 6 (gene DPH6). The transcript is spliced from 6 exons. Gene Ontology annotation, molecular function: diphthine-ammonia ligase activity. Gene Ontology annotation, biological process: protein histidyl modification to diphthamide. Lineage: Eukaryota; Metazoa; Chordata; Mammalia; Artiodactyla; Cervidae. The coding region runs from base 127 to 819 and encodes 230 amino acids. The record is from RefSeq and is a predicted model, not a curated record.